Molecule: messenger RNA, 1461 nt
Organism: Nakaseomyces glabratus
Lineage: Eukaryota; Fungi; Ascomycota; Saccharomycetes; Saccharomycetales; Saccharomycetaceae
Gene: YCK2
Product: serine/threonine protein kinase YCK2
Biological process (GO): signal transduction; endocytosis; peptidyl-serine phosphorylation
Cellular component (GO): nucleus; cytoplasm
Molecular function (GO): ATP binding; protein serine/threonine kinase activity
Source: RefSeq, a predicted model, not a curated record
AUGCCGCACUCUCUAACUGGGACGCCGUCUCCUGGAAUGAUUACCAGCAAUAGCAGCACCCAAGGAAGCAUGUCCUCUUCUAAGGACAACGGUAACGGUGGUACCAUCGCUGGUUUGCACUACCAGAUCGGUAAGAAGAUCGGUGAAGGGUCCUUUGGUGUACUAUUUGAAGGAACAAAUAUCAUAAACGGGAUGCCUGUGGCAGUUAAAUUCGAACCUCGCAAGACAGAGGCACCACAGUUAAAGGAUGAGUAUAGAACCUACAAGAUCCUCGCAGGUACUCCAGGUGUUCCUCAGGCAUAUUAUUUCGGUCAGGAAGGGUUGCACAACAUCUUAGUGAUGGAUUUAUUGGGUCCUUCUUUGGAAGAUCUGUUUGACUGGUGUGGAAGACAGUUCUCUCCAAAGACAGUGGUACAAGUUGCUGUGCAAAUGAUCACACUGAUAGAGGAUUUGCACGCACACGACCUGAUAUACAGAGAUAUUAAGCCUGAUAACUUCCUGGUUGGAAGACCUGGUCAACCUGACGAAAAUAAUAUCCACUUGAUCGACUUCGGUAUGGCCAAGCAAUACAGGGAUCCAAAGACUAAACAACAUAUCCCUUAUAGGGAGAAGAAAUCACUGAGUGGUACCGCAAGAUAUAUGUCCAUCAACACCCACCUGGGCAGAGAGCAAUCUAGAAGAGAUGACAUGGAGGCAUUGGGACAUGUUUUCUUUUAUUUCUUGAGAGGACAAUUGCCAUGGCAAGGGUUGAAAGCUCCAAAUAACAAGCAAAAAUAUGAGAGGAUAGGUGAAAAGAAGAGAACAACUGACGUUUAUGAUCUAGCCAAUGGUUAUCCUGUUCAAUUCGCGAGAUACUUAGAGAUAGUAAGAAAUUUAGGUUUUGAUGAAACACCAGACUACGAAGGCUACCGUAAGUUGUUAGCCUCUGCAUUGGAUGACAUCGGAGAGACUAUGGACGGUAAAUACGACUGGAUGGAGCUUAACGGAGGUCGUGGCUGGGACUUAACGAUUAACAAGAAGCCCAAUUUGCACGGCUAUGGACAUCCAAAUCCGCCUGGUGACAAAUCUCAUAGGAACAGAAACGCUGCCAAAGGUGGUAAUCAUGCAAACGAUGCUAAUCAUGGCGGUCUAGAUCCCACCUCUUAUGAGGCCUAUCAACAACAAACCCAACAGAAGAUGUUGCAACAACAGCAAAAGCAAUCGCAAAGAAAUCAAAAUACUGCAGUUGAUCAGCAAAACUAUAGAUUAAACAACAAUCCAAUAAAUAACACUAGCCAGCCAAAUAACUACAAAGGAAAUGGCGGUAAAGAUACGAAUAUGAUGAACGGCAACGGUAAUGGUAAUAGAUAUAACUUUCAAGAGCAGCCAACUACGACGCAUGGUCAAACCAAAAAUACACAGCAGGACAUGCAUUCCUCUUCAUCUGAGAAAGGAUUUUUCAGUAAGCUGGGUUGUUGCUGA